Molecule: messenger RNA, 388 nt
Organism: Gadus chalcogrammus (walleye pollock)
Lineage: Eukaryota; Metazoa; Chordata; Actinopteri; Gadiformes; Gadidae
Gene: c3h19orf53
Product: chromosome 3 C19orf53 homolog
Exons: 3
Coding region: 94-375 (93 amino acids)
Source: RefSeq, a predicted model, not a curated record
UGAGGGUCCUCCGUCCAGCAGGGGGCCCCACAGCCCCGCUCCGGGACCCGGGUUAAGGGUCACUCCCAGGACCAGGGUAGACCAGUCGUAAGCAUGGCGCAGGGGAAGCAGAAGUUUAAACCUCAGCCGGGGGGAGCAAAGAAGCCCAACAGCAAGCCGAAGGGGAUGAGGAAGGGAGCGAGGACCAUUGCCCCUAAGAAGGCCAAGGUCGUGGCGCAACACAAGCUGAAAAACAUCCUGGAGGUGGCCAUCAGGAAUAAGAUCGAGCAGGACGUGACCCAGAACGCCAGCACCAAGCUCCACAAACGGCUGAGCGUCCUCAAAAUGCCCCCCACUAAAGGCCCCAAGCUGCCCGCUGGAAACUCCAAGGUCUGAGGACCCCAUCCCC